AUGGCGCUCAAGUCAUCAAUCAGUCCACUGGAAAAGAAACUGACAUCAGACACUGACGAGAUCCAGGACAAGACAAGUCAGGAACAGGAAUUUUGCACGUCGAGAAUCGUCUUUGCAAGUUGGACCUGUCUCUGCCAGACUCGCGUGUCUGCGGCGCUAGGCUUGAGGGAGAUUAGGGGCAGCUGCGGGCUAGGUUACUUGAAGAGUGCUAUUUCCAGCGUUCAGGCCUUGGCCAUUGGGGAUUGGCUGCAAUACAGUUGUGCAGCAGCAGCCUGCUUCAUGCUUCUUUGGGGUCUUCUUCACACGGGUCCCUGCAGCGAGAAUGGAGGAUCAUUCGGGUGCUGGCAUAGACAAGCAAACGGUGACAAAGGUCGACUCCCUCAGAUACCUGGAGAUACGUUGGACCUGAGCAAGGGACGAGGAACCUGGAAGACAAUGGCAGGGAAGACAGGAGGGAUUCAGAGAGAGGAGGGCCAACUCCAGCAAAAAAACAUACGGUGGGGCGGCGUGGGGCAGGUCGGGUCUUCGGCGAUUAAACCGAGCCACUCUGGCAGCGCGCAGGUGGCGUUGUGGGGCAAAGCCCUGGAGGCAGGCACUGGGCAGUCGCUGCUCUCCACAACCACCAGCUGCCUCUUUCUCUUUCAGGAAAGUCGUCAAACAAGAUGCAUUUCUUCGCCCACACACGACCUGAAUCAUUCCGGCACCAACACUCCCAUCCGUCUCGCCAGGCGCCGUCAGACGCCUCCAAGCCUCCCAUCGUGUAUCGCUCAGGCCACUGCCGAGUCUUCCUUGUCCGUCCGCCCUCUCAAGCCGUUGCUUCAAGCCAGGCUUACCAGGGACCUCUGCGCUAAAGCCAGCAAAAAAUUGAGCAAAAAUCAUCCGAACCUUCUCGAGCUCCAGCCCUUGGCCUGGCCUGGCCUGGAAUAG
Molecule: messenger RNA, 927 nt
Organism: Colletotrichum phormii
Lineage: Eukaryota; Fungi; Ascomycota; Sordariomycetes; Glomerellales; Glomerellaceae
Exons: 4
Coding region: 1-927 (308 amino acids)
Source: RefSeq, a predicted model, not a curated record